AUGCAGACCCCCUAUUCGGGGACCACACCAGGAGGCACGUUCCAGGGUCCGACAAGUGCAGUUGCGGGGAGUAACAGCCCCACACACCUCACUCGCGCGACAGGCAAACAACGGCGCAGAUGCCGCCAGCACAGAGUGGCCAAGAAUCCAGAGACUCCCAUGCCACACCGCCAAAGGCUGGCCCACCAUGGCGCAAUGGCCCUGCAAAAACCCAAGAGCGGCAUUACCCACCUGAGAAGACGACUAAGUACAAGGCCCACAAUGGCGGCAAUGCCAACGCAACAGCGACCAGAGCCGCAGCCACUCCGCAAGGGGACGUUACACCCCCUCGCUCCCAAGCGACUGAACAGGUGA
Molecule: messenger RNA, 354 nt
Organism: Pelobates cultripes (western spadefoot toad)
Lineage: Eukaryota; Metazoa; Chordata; Amphibia; Anura; Pelobatidae
Source: the annotation of a GenBank genome assembly